AUCACCUCGCGCGGGGAUGAAUCCUCUGCAGAAGACUGAUGUGACCAAGCGGGUCGUGUAAGCGGAGUUAAUCUGGGUGGAUCUGUCCCACAGCUCCGGCCCGACCCAGCGGACUGGUGUGGUAUCGGUAAUACAGUGACGAUACAUUUACUUUUCUGAGAAAAAGAUAAACUUUGGUUUGAUGUCUUCCCAGCCAUCAUUACCGGAUUUCAUUUACAGCUGCUGCCGUAUCCGACACAUGGCUUCAAAUCAUUCGGAUACAUUUCUCCAGCCAAUAUGUACCGUCCAGCUUUUGAAUGGGUGCAAUCCAUUAUCCCAAGUGCUGACCAGGGCACCGAGGUCGUAAUGGUGGCCUUUUAUUCUGAGCCCCACGGCGAAGUCUGCUUCAAGAUUCAAUUUGUCACUAUGAAGCAAGACUAUGAAGACGCCAGAAAGGCGCUGGAAAAGCUACAUCAGAGCCGACCCCCCGGAACACUCGCAGAGUGGACGUGUCAAGAUGAGACGCUGGACGGCCUGUAUAAAGACCAGGCAACAUUCAACCCUGCUUCGCACUAUUACUAUUGCGACAACGUGUUCCUUGGCAAUAAGACCAACGUCACAGAAGUCCUCGAAAAGGGUCUGUUGGCCCUACCACCGGGGAAGUCCUUUGCAUUUUGGUAUCCCAUGUACCCCCGAAGUGAACGAACUGUCCCGGACAUGCCAUUGAUAGUGCCAUCGAAUCACUAUUUUUCCAUGUAAAGUAUCGCCGAGGACCUAGAGGAAAGAACACGAGGGAGAUCGUGGAUACAAACGACCAUGAACAGUAUCUGGCCACACACGGUUGGUUCGUAUUUGGGCGAAUGUGAUGGGAGGCAACCCGAUGAAUGGUACUGGUCCAGUACAUCCACUGUUGAUUUUGGUUAAGCCUAACCCCGACAAUCUCCCCGUUCCGCGUCGGAAGGCGAAAUUCAAUAGGAACAAGAUCUUCUGGCUCAACGGACGAGCCACUGGCAAAUGCCAGGGGAGUUGACUGAACGGGCCCCUUGAAUGG
Messenger RNA from Aspergillus versicolor CBS 583.65, 1030 nucleotides. RefSeq lists its product as uncharacterized. Lineage: Eukaryota; Fungi; Ascomycota; Eurotiomycetes; Eurotiales; Aspergillaceae. The transcript has a single exon. The record is from RefSeq and is a predicted model, not a curated record. Bases 277 to 738 code for a protein of 153 amino acids.